UCAGGUGAUGGCACUCUGUUAAGCUGUGGAGACAACACAUAUGGUCAGCUGGGCAGGAACACUGAAGGAUCCAAAAUGCUACCAAUCAGCAUAAAUUUCCAUCCCCUCUCUCUGUCCGCAGGCCUUGGUCACUCUCUAGUUCUAUGUAAGGCUACAUCACAGGGAGCUGCAGAAGGGGGCAGCUGCGUGAUCUCAUGGGGAUGGAAUCAAAGCUACCAACUUGGACGCCAGGGGCAAGAAGAUGUCCCCGGGAUGGUUGAAGGUCUAAGUGGGGAAAAGCUGGUGUCUGUUUCAGCUGGGCGUGUUCAUUCUAUUGCUCUCACUUCAAAGGGGGAGGUUUGGGCAUGGGGCUCUGGCCGAAAUGGCCGACUUGGUUUAGGAAGCUCAGUGGAUGAGAUGGAACCAGCAUUUGUGGAGCGUUUGGAUGGGUUGAAGGUUCUGCACGCAGCGGCUGGCUUUGACCAUAAUCUACUACUGGUUGCUGAAUGAUGAAGUUGGUUUAUGAGUCCACCCAGUUUGUUAACUGUCUACUUUCCCUCUGAGACCCAAAAACAUAAAAAGGAAUUGUGAAGGAAAAAGAAAGAAAAAUCUUAGAUUGCACAAAAUAAUGCUAUAAAGUGAAUGUGCAGAUAAUGUUGGUAGUAUUGUUUGCAUUGGGGCUGAAAGACAAUCCUGCCUAACCAUGACUUGGAUUUUCCAACUGGAUUUUGUCAUUUUGAAAGCCAGAAGCAAGGUCGAUUAAUCUCCCAUAACCUGCUUUUGAAAGAGUAUUUGUGUUGCAUUUUCCUUAUAUGACUUUGAGCUAACCAGUGAAGCUCUCAAAGCAGUCGUAGCCUCCUUUUUCUCUGCAGAUCCUGGAUCCUAAUACCACCCUGGCUUAACACAUGGAUUAUUCCAGUCAUUGCUAAGGGCUUUUUGCCUAGCCUGUUGGGCUCAAUUACCAAACAAGUUUUGUUCUGAUAGUUAAAAUCAAGAUGUACUUCAGAAGAUAGUUCUCUUUUUGUGUGUUUUCAACUGUAGACACCUAGCUCAAUGUCAUUUGAUAAAGCUUGUGAUAAGAUAAGACCUGAUACGUCUAUCAUGCUAUAUCUGUCAAAUCUUCUUUUGGUUCUGAUUAUUUUCCUUCA
Molecule: messenger RNA, 1127 nt
Organism: Elaeis guineensis (African oil palm)
Lineage: Eukaryota; Viridiplantae; Streptophyta; Magnoliopsida; Arecales; Arecaceae
Source: RefSeq, a predicted model, not a curated record